GGGCAGCCCUAAACCACCGCACUCCCGCAGUCAAAAUCAUAUUAUUGAAUGAAUGGUUGUUGUCAGUUUUCUUGUAAAUAUUUAUCAAUACUUUAAGUUUUAAACCAAAACUGAAUAUAAAAGUUAUGAAUUAAGUAAAAGUGAAAGUAGUGAGUUAUCAUAUUUUUUUAAUUCAGCACAACAAACCACCAAUACAUGGCCCGCGAUGUUCACCAACAAUGGGAUGACGACGGCUACUCGGAGAAGGACAGCGACGACAGCCCCAUACUGUCCUACAGAUAUGACAAACACCGUCGCUACGUGCCGCUCGCGCGCGACAUCAAGUUCGAGAGGGAGCGUCGCUGGGCGGUGACGGCGGUCGCGAAGUGCUCGCUCUUCAGCACCGCCAUGAUACUGUUCUGCGUUCUGCUGUACAUCCCUGUGUACAACAGAGCCAACGAUCAACUACCUAAAGUGGCCGUAGCGGGAUGGUCGGUUCACACCAACAGGGACACUAAGAUAUACGUACAGCCGGACAACGUAACGACGGUCCACGAGCCAAAGGACAUAUGUCCAAAAAGCAGUAGAAAGAGUAAAAAUAGUUUAUUCCUACUUAUAGUAGUCUGUUCUUCUACUACCAAUUUCGCGCAGCGCAUAGCGAUACGUGAGACGUGGGGCAGUUACGACAACUACAUCCGAACGGCGAAAAUAUUCGAAUCGGUUCGGGCGAAGUAUAAAUAUUACAAUUAUACGUACGAUCUGUACGAGGAGCGGAAAGUUAAUCUAAGUGUAAAUAUUGUAGAUAGGAAAAAACGAGAAAUAGCCGGUUUCGGUCGGUUCCUACCGGAAUUAGCUAAAGCGUUGCAGAGUAACUUGAUCGAUGUGGAUAACGUAACGCCAGAGAAACGAUUCGAAGACGAAAAGGAACAGGAAAUGUUGCCAGAAUUUGACAUGAAUAAAGAAUUAAACGAACCAGAGGAAGAUCUAAACGUGGACUACGACUACGAGUCGAACAUAAUGAAGAUCCCUCCGAAAGGGUACGAAGAGAGUCCAGAUCUAGACAAAGUUCUAACACUACUAAAGAAGUCGAAGGAGUUCCCUAAGAGUGAGAUCAUGGAGCGCGAGUCUGGCAAUACGGAUGUCGAUUUCAAAUUAGUGUUUCUACUGGGGCUGCCAUCCCAGGACAACGAUACGGAAAUCCAGGAGAAGAUCGACGAGGAAGUGGAUAAAUACGGAGACGUGAUUCAGGAAGGAUUCAUUGAUUCGUACAACAACUUGACGCUCAAGUCCAUCAUGAUGCUGAAGUGGGUCACCAACAAUUGCAACCAAAGUGCUCGUUACAUUCUCAAGACUGACGACGAUAUGUACGUGAACGUUCCGAAUCUAAUCGAGAACCUCCGCAACCGCUCCAAGGUGCACGACUCCACCAAGGGUCAGGAGAAGGAGUACCUGCUGAUAGGGGACCUCAUAUGUGGCGCGAGGCCCGUGCAGGAUGUGGGCAGUAAGUGGUACAGCCCGCGCUACAUGUACGGCGGGCGCGUGUACCCGCGCUACCUGUCGGGCACGGGGUACGCGCUGUCGGCGCCCGCCGCGCGCGCGCUGUACGAGGCCGCGCUGCGCACCAGCUACUUCCACCUCGAGGACAUCUACAUCACCGGCAUGUGCGCGGUGCGAGCUCGGCCGCGCCUCGUGCCGCGCGACGAGCCGGGCUUCUCGUACAGCGCCGUCGGCAACAGCGCGUGCGUGGCGCACUCGCACCUUACGGCGCACCGCGUGCGGCCCGCGCGCAUGCGCCUCGUGGCGCGCGGCCUGCGCGACGCGCGCCACGUCGACCGAUGCGAAAGAAUGCGGCUGACUCAGAUGAAAGAACUUCAUAGCGGUAUGUACGUAAUGUACAAAUAUCUGCGCUUACUCGUCACCAAUGAGUGCUAAGGACCAUCUGUUUACAGACACGACCAGGUAACUCGACUAACGACGCGUCCGCUGAGACGAAGUCGCGUCGAAC
Molecule: messenger RNA, 1984 nt
Organism: Vanessa tameamea
Lineage: Eukaryota; Metazoa; Arthropoda; Insecta; Lepidoptera; Nymphalidae
Exons: 9
Coding region: 196-1911 (571 amino acids)
Cellular component (GO): Golgi membrane
Molecular function (GO): hexosyltransferase activity
Source: RefSeq, a predicted model, not a curated record